Ipomoea triloba (trilobed morning glory) is the source of this 1256-nucleotide messenger RNA. RefSeq names its product ranBP2-type zinc finger protein At1g67325-like. Bases 128 to 976 code for a protein of 282 amino acids. The transcript is spliced from 10 exons. NCBI's taxonomy places the organism in Eukaryota, Viridiplantae, Streptophyta, Magnoliopsida, Solanales, Convolvulaceae. The record is from RefSeq and is a predicted model, not a curated record.
CGUCGACUUUACAUUUUGGAAUCUCAAAAUUUUUAACAACUACAAACACAACUCCUUCCCUCAUCGGCGUUCCCCCCCGCCGUGCCGGUACGUGGAAACGGAGCUUAUUUUCUCUCUCUAAUUCGCGAUGUCUCAGGUUGAUAAUAGGAAUUCUUCAGCGGCCAAACGUGCCCGAACUGACAGUGGGCGCAGAGAAGAUGAUUGGACGUGCCCUAGGUGUGGCAAUGUUAAUUUCUCAUUUAGAACAACUUGCAAUAUGAGAAAUUGUACACAGUCUAGGCCUGCUGAUCACAACACUAAACCUAUAGCUAAGCCAUUCCAACCACCACAAGGUUAUUCGACCUUGGCUCCUUAUGUUGGUUCUGGUGCUCCCUCUUCAAUGUUUUUGGGCAUACCACCUCAUGGUUCCUCUGUGUUUAAUGCAACAUCUAUUCUGCCCUAUGAUGUUCCAUUUUCUGGAGGCUCAGCUUAUCACUACAACUAUGGCAGCCGUAUUUCUGGAGGCAGUCCCUUUCAACCCCUGCAUUUAUCUGCCCCUCCUCCUUACUCCAGUGGAGCUAUUAUGGGGAAUGGUGGGGUAUAUGGUGUGCGGCCUCCUUUAGUGGACAGAUAUGGCCUGGGAUUACCAAUGGGUUCUCCAACAAUGGGAUCAAGGCCAGGAUUUUUUCCAGAGGAUAAUUCUCAGAAGAAAGAUGGCACACGUGAUAAUGAUUGGAAGUGUCCUAAAUGUGGAAAUGUCAAUUUUUCAUUCAGAACAGUUUGUAAUAUGAGGAAGUGCAAUACCCCGAAGCCUGGAUUCCAGGGUGCAAAAUCUGUGAAGAAUUCUAAUACACCCGAGGGGAGCUGGAAGUGUGAAAAGUGCAACAACAUAAACUAUCCAUUUAGGACCAAGUGUAACAGACAAAACUGUGGAGCUGAAAAACCAUCUGAGUCGAAGAAGUCUCCAUCACCAGUAGCAGAUGAAAAUGAUCAGUGAGUACUAGGGCAUUGUUUUAAGGGUUGAGAAGGUCCAGAGUUGUCAUCCAGCAUGCUCAGUGUGGGUGUCUGAAAGUCGGUCAUUCAGUUGUGUUGUCUUCCCGUUGCUGCAGUUGUUGAGUUAUGCUACCAUAUUAUGUUGUCAAUUUGUAUUAACUAAAAUUCAUAUACUUGUGGUCUUUGUGGAUUUUUAUCCAGUCACACUAUGUCUACUAGCUUGUUUUGAAGAUAUAUUUUUAAAGGUUGAUUUGGUUAAUGUUGAAUAGGGUUUUGUUUUGGUA